This is a messenger RNA of Odocoileus virginianus texanus, 2102 nucleotides long. RefSeq names its product receptor associated protein of the synapse (gene RAPSN). The record is from RefSeq and is a predicted model, not a curated record. NCBI's taxonomy places the organism in Eukaryota, Metazoa, Chordata, Mammalia, Artiodactyla, Cervidae. Gene Ontology annotation, molecular function: protein-membrane adaptor activity; acetylcholine receptor binding. Gene Ontology annotation, biological process: synaptic transmission, cholinergic; positive regulation of neuromuscular synaptic transmission. Gene Ontology annotation, cellular component: neuromuscular junction; plasma membrane.
CCCAACUGGCAGGGACAGCUGCGCACAGGGGCCGGACCGGCUUUGUUCCCAGGGUGGCGCCCGCUCUCCAUUCAGGCCCUGCGCCUGCUCGGGGCUGGGUGGGCGGCGGGCACCGGGGGUGGGGGUGGUGUCCCAUGAGAGCCUAGAGGCGCGGGGCCACCAGGGGUCUCUGGGAGGAUGGGGCAGGACCAGACGAAGCAGCAGAUCGAGAAGGGGCUCCAGCUGUACCAAUCUAACCGCACGGAGAAGGCGCUGCAGGUGUGGACGAAGGUGCUGGAGAAGAGUUCAGACCUCGUGGGGCGCUUCCGCGUGCUGGGCUGCCUCGUCACGGCCCACUCGGAGAUGGGCCGCUACAAGGAGAUGCUCAAGUUUGCUGUGGUCCAGAUUGACACCGCCCGGGAGCUGGAGGACGCCAACUUCCUCCUGGAGAGCUACCUGAACCUGGCGCGCAGCAACGAGAAGCUGUGUGAGUUCCACAAGACCAUCUCCUACUGCAAGACCUGCCUCGGCCUGCCCGGCACCAGGGCAGCUGCCCAGCUCGGAGGCCAGGUCAGCCUGAGCAUGGGCAACGCCUUCCUGGGCCUCAGCCUCUUCCAGAAGGCCCUGGAGAGCUUCGAGAAGGCCCUGCGCUAUGCCCACAACAACGACGACGCCAUGCUCGAGUGCCGCGUGUGCUGCAGCCUGGGCAGCUUUUACGCUCAGGUCAAGGACUACGAGAAAGCCCUGUUCUUCCCCUGCAAGGCCGCAGAGCUCGUCAACGACUAUGGCAAAGGCUGGAGCCUCAAGUACCGGGCCAUGAGCCAGUAUCACAUGGCUGUCGCUUAUCGCCUGCUGGGCCACCUGGGCAGCGCCAUGGAGUGCUGUGAGGAGUCUAUGAAGAUCGCGCUGCAGCACGGGGACCGUCCGCUGCAGGCUCUCUGCCUGCUCUGCUUUGCUGACAUCCACCGGAGCCGUGGGGACCUGCAGACGGCCUUCCCCAGGUACGACUCCGCCAUGAGCAUCAUGACCGAGAUCGGAAACCGCCUGGGGCAGGUGCAGGUGUUGCUGGGCGUGGCCAAGUGCUGGGUGGCCAGGAAGGCGCUGGACAAGGCUCUGGAUGCCAUUGAGAGAGCCCAGGACCUGGCUGAGGAGGUGGGGAACAAGCUGGGCCAGCUGAAGCUGCACUGCCUGAGCGAGGGCAUCUACCGCAGCAAAGGGCUGCAGCGGGAGCUGCGCGCCCACGUCGUGCGCUUCCACGAGUGCGUGGAGGAGACCGAGCUCUACUGCGGCCUGUGCGGCGAGUCCAUCGGCGAGCGGAACAGCCGCCUGCAGGCCCUGCCCUGCUCCCACAUCUUCCACCUCAGGUGCCUGCAGAACAACGGGACCCGAAGCUGCCCCAACUGCCGCCGCUCGUCCAUGAAGCCUGGCUUCGUGUGACCCAGCAGGUCGGGGACUUCACCUCACCUCCCCUGCCCCUUCUCUGCCCUCACGCUGGAGGGCCCCGACUGGCUGAGCCUCUGCCAUGCCUGUUUACUUCUGGGGAAGUCGCAGGGGGCGCCCCCUGCGACCUGCCCACCGCGGCUCCGCCUGGCCCAGCGGCCUGCCCUCCCCCGCCUCUCUGGACUUUGCUCUUUCUAGAAAAAUAAAACCGUUGGUACCUGGUCCCAGUGAUUCGGCCUUUCCCCGCCCAUGGUCUGCCCAAGGCUGGGGGAGAGCAGCGGGCUUCCUCAGACACCCCUGUCUCUCUGCACACAGGACGAGUGCCUCCACCGCCCUCCCGGCUUCUUGGGCUGCAGCGGGAGCCGAGGCAAGACCCUGCUGGCGAGCAGCACCUGUGAGAGCUGACGCGCAGGGGUGGGCGAGAGGACGCAGCACAAACACAGCAAACCAGCCACACAUAAGUCCGUCAGAGGACUCCCCCGGUGGCCCAGUGGGCGAGAAUCUGCCUGCCAACGCAGGGGACACGGGUUCGAUUCCUGGUCCAGGGAGAUUCCACAUGCCACAGGGCGACUAGGUCCAUGCAUCACAACUGCUGAGCCUGCGUGCUACAGCGGGAGAGUACAGAGAGCAGUCCCCACUUGCUGCAACUAGAGAAAGCCUGCACGCAGCAGUGAAGACCCAGG